Messenger RNA from Seriola dumerili (greater amberjack), 2089 nucleotides. RefSeq names its product neuraminidase 1 (gene neu1). The record is from RefSeq and is a predicted model, not a curated record. Gene Ontology annotation, biological process: ganglioside catabolic process; oligosaccharide catabolic process. Gene Ontology annotation, molecular function: exo-alpha-sialidase activity. Gene Ontology annotation, cellular component: lysosome; membrane; cytoplasm. The coding region runs from base 145 to 1341 and encodes 398 amino acids. The transcript has 7 exons. NCBI's taxonomy places the organism in Eukaryota, Metazoa, Chordata, Actinopteri, Carangiformes, Carangidae.
CGGUCAUAUGACUUAAAAGCUAGAUGCUGAAAUUUAGAUCGCAAUGUGGACGGCCUGAAGAGAGUCUUCCGUCCUUUACUUGUUUCCCUUUUUUCUUUUUGUGUGGAUUUAUUUUGAAACUCGUCUCUACACUCGUCUGUCGGAAUGAAGAAGAAGGUUUCAGGAGGUGUAUCUAACAUGGACGUAGGAAACCGGCUCGCUGCGCUGUCGUUACUUCUCUCCGCUGUGUUGUCUCCCGGUCUUUGUAUCAUCAGCUCUGCAGAGAUUGACCCUCUGCUGUAUGAGGAGCAGCUGCUGUGGGUGAGUGGAGCCCAGGGGCAGGUGAACACCUACAGGAUCCCGCUGCUCACCUUCACCCCUGAGGGAAGUCUGCUGGCUUUUGCCGAGGGCAGGAAGUCGUCAGCCAGCGACGUGGGAGCUAAGUUCAUUGCAGUGCGGCGGUCCACAGACAAAGGAGCCACCUGGUCCCCGACCUCAUUUAUUAUUGAUGAUGGAAUCCAGCCGGACGGCCUGAACCUGGGCUCCGUCGUGGUGGACGAGGAGGUGGGCUCAGUGAUUCUGAUCUACAGCAUCUGCUUCCACCAAUACCUCUGCAGCCCAUCCAGCACCAUGAUGGUGGAGAGCACAGACGACGGCCUUAGCUGGAGCCCGCCCAGAAACCUCACUGAACAGCUCGGAGCCAAGACCUUUGUUGCUGGGCCAGGCUUCGGCAUCCAGAAGCGUUACAGUCCAGCAAAGGGGAGGUUGGUGGUUUGUGGUCAUGGAACAAUAGAGGGGGACGGAGUUUUCUGCAUCCUGAGUGACGACCAUGGACGUAACUGGUACAACGGUGCAGCGUUGAAAAGCAUCCCUUACAACCAGAAGAAGAAGCCGCAGGAUUUCAACCCUGAUGAGUGCCAGCCAGUGGAGAUGAAAGACGGCAGCAUUGUCAUCAAUGUGCGGAACCAGAACAACUACCACUGCAGAUGUCGUGUGGUGGUGCGCAGCUAUGACGGGGGAUUGUCCCUGCCCAUAGAUGAUCUGUUCUUCGACUACGCACUGGUGGAUCCUGUGGUAGCAGCUGGAGCUCUGCAGAAAGACGGCGUGCUGUACUUCACCAACCCCUCCAACGAUCAACACCGAAUUAACCUGACCUUACGUUGGUCACUGACUAAUGGCACUUCUUGGGAGAAUAAAGCUGUCCAGAUAUGGGCAGGGCCAAGCGGCUACUCCUGCAUCACAUCGCUGGACAGCGGUUCUCCAGAGGACCGGAAGUACAUCUUUGUCAUCUAUGAGAAGGGCCACAAGGACUAUGAUGAGACUGUCUCGUUUGCCAAGAUCCACCUGUAUGGUGGCCGGUAGAGCUUAUUCAAACACUGAAGGGAAAAGUAAUCUUGCUCAGGAAGAAAAUGAAAGACUGACUUUGUGAUAUUAAAUAUGAAGAAAUGAUUGGCUCUGCAUCAUGAAUGAUGGAUGAAUGAAUGAAAAUAUUUGUCUUUUUGUACUGCACAGCCACAGUAUUUUUUGAGUUCCUUCUUCCAAGACAAGAGAAAAUAUGAUAGCAAGGGGCAGCUUUUGGGAAAAAAAUGUUGAAGAUUAUUUUAUGGGACAAGUACACUAGUUUCCGAGCUGCUUAAACCAUACUGUCAUGUAAAUAUCGUGUGUUUUGAAGCUGACAACAACACUCCAUUUUCAAUAUGAUACCGCACCAAAGUAUCGCACCGGUUUUCCAUCCAGAGUUAGACCAAUGUCAAUACAAUAUAAAUUUUAAACACCCCUGGCAUAGAUUAUCUAUCACUAAUGAACUGAUUGAGUCACUGUAUACUUGGCAUCACUGUGAAAUCAUUCCUAGUUGCAACAGUUUGAUACUUAAAUAUCCGACUUAAAUUUUACGUGGAUCUGUGCUUGUAAUUAUUAUGAGGGAUUUUUGGCCUUUAUCAGAAUGUGAGUGUGUUGCGAAUUCAUGCUGACUGAAAUCAAUUCUGCCUUUCAAAAAAAACUGUAAAAUAAUGUUAAUAGCUUUUUGUGUGUGAGACUGCACUUGAAUACUGUUUCUGUUUGGGGCUUGAGUGGUUUUGGAAAAACAAUGAAUGCAAUUUUAAAAAAAAAA